GGGGGGGGAAGGGUUGGGGGAUACCUCCGCCGCCAGCGCGUGGUCCCGGCCCCCUCCACCCGCGGUCUCGGCCGCGGCCAGCAGCCCCUGCCCCGCGGGGGACGCUGACGGCCGCAGGGCGCGCCUCCCCGGCACACGGACAGGGGGCGCUGCGCGCGGCCUGGGGCAACCCCGGCCAUAGGGGCAGGAAAGUGAGGGCCCAGGUCGGCCCGGGCGUGCAGGGGCCCCGGGUUCGCAGCUGCGGCAGCGACAGCGGCUUUAGCAGCAGCGGGAGUGCCGGGUGGAACCGGGAAGCCGAUGGCGGCGGCGGCCCCGAUUCCUCGCUGACUUGCCUGUCCGCCCUCCUGCACUCAGCGCCAUGUUACCGAGCCAAGCUGGGGCCGCGGCGGCUCUGGGCCGGGGCUCGGCCCUGGGGGGCAGCCUGAACAGGACCCCGACGGGGCGGCCGGGCGGCGGCGGUGGGACUCGCGGGGCGAACGGGGGCCGGGUCCCCGGGAACGGCGCGGGGCUCGGCCCGGGUCGUCUGGAGCGGGAGGCUGCAGCAGCAGCAGCGCCCACCGCCGGGGCCCUCUACAGCGGCAGCGAGGGCGACUCUGAGUCCGGCGAGGAGGAGGAGCUGGGCGCUGAGCGGCGCGGCCUCAAGCGGAGUCUGAGCGAGAUGGAGCUCGGUGUGGUGGUCGGUGGGCCUGAGGCGGCGGCGGCGGCCGCCGGAGGCUACGGACCGGUGAGCGGCGCGGUGAGCGGGGCCAAGCCGGGGAAGAAGACCCGGGGCCGCGUGAAGAUCAAGAUGGAGUUCAUCGACAACAAGCUGCGGCGCUACACGACCUUCAGCAAGAGGAAGACGGGCAUCAUGAAGAAGGCUUAUGAGCUGUCCACGCUGACAGGGACACAGGUGCUGUUGCUGGUGGCCAGUGAGACAGGCCAUGUGUAUACCUUUGCCACCCGCAAACUGCAGCCCAUGAUCACCAGUGAGACCGGCAAGGCGCUGAUUCAGACCUGCCUCAACUCGCCAGACUCUCCACCCCGCUCAGACCCCAGCACAGACCAGAGAAUGAGUGCCACUGGCUUUGAAGAGCCAGAUCUCACCUACCAGGUGUCGGAAUCUGACAGCAGUGGGGAAACCAAGGACACACUGAAGCCAGCAUUCACAGUCACCAACCUGCCGGGUACCACCUCCACAAUCCAAACAGCACCCAGCACCUCCACCACCAUGCAAGUCAGCAGCGGCCCCUCCUUCCCCAUCACCAACUACCUGGCACCAGUGUCUGCUAGUGUCAGCCCCAGUGCUGUCAGCAGUGCCAACGGGACUGUGCUCAAGAGUACAGGCAGCGGCCCUGUGUCCUCUGGGGGCCUUAUGCAGCUGCCCACCAGCUUCACCCUCAUGCCUGGUGGGGCAGUGGCCCAGCAGGUCCCUGUGCAGGCCAUUCAUGUGCACCAGGCCCCACAGCAAGCGUCUCCCUCUCGUGACAGCAGCACAGACCUCACGCAGACCUCCUCCAGCGGGACAGGUGGUGUCCCUCAGGUGUUCCUCACAGCACCGUCUGGGACCGUGCAGAUCCCUGUCUCUGCCGUUCAGCUUCACCAGAUGGCUGUGAUAGGACAGCAAGCUGGGAGCAGCAGCAACCUCACCGAGCUACAGGUGGUGAACUUGGACGCCACCCACAGCACCAAGAGUGAAUGAUCCGCCCGCCACCCUGGACAGACGGCCCAAGGGACGGCACCACUUAUUUAUUGUUGCCUUUUCACGGUUUCUUUACACACACAUUGACUGGCCGAAGGAGGGAGGCGGGGAGAAGGAGUGGGCAGCCACAGGACUAUGCCCUCUCACUCCAGCCAAAGACACGGCCUGCCUGCCCUUCCCUGCCCUCCCAGCUCCCCUCCUGCUCUACCUGUCAUGCUGUUGAUGGUGGGGCUUUCCUCCCUCCUCAGACCCCUUGCCAGCCUGGCUCAAUGUUUGCUCUGAGUAUUAGCUUACCCAAUGGGACCGUGCCCACCUCCCACUCACAGGCCUUCUGUGGGACUGGGCACAGCGUUCCCCUCUGAGGAAGCGUUUGGGGCCCUCUCUCCAGCCUCUUUGGCGACCUCUGGUUAGCUCUGUGUCUGCCACGGCCUGGGACAAAAGAGCCCUGCCCCUGCCCCUGCCCCUCAGGGAGCCAGCUGGGAGAGAUGGGGGCUUCUUCCCUCACACCGCCUCCCUCUGCUCCUUUCAGCUCCUUGAAACAGCUGGGCCUGUGCACUGGUCAGGUUAUUGGGGCCGCCUGCCCUGCCUUGCCUCUCUGUUCCCAUGGACCUCCAGGGGCUCUUGGGUUGAAGGGAACCACUAUUAGCGUUCUCUUCCUCCCCUUGGUCUUCCCCCUUCUCCCAGCUGCUUUACUUAAAAGUUGAUUUUGAACUUUUUAUUUGAGGAGAUGAAGUGAAAACAAAUCUAUAAAUAUAUAUUUUUAAAAUAUUUAACUUUUUUUUAAUGGCGUUUUUCUCAUCCCCCUCCCUGCCCAAACUCCCCUUUCCUGGGGAUGCUUUUGGGCUCCCUAGAACUGUCUGGGCCCCUGGGGACAGCCACCCCUUGAGCUGGGGUCCCCAUUGUCUGUGUGGGAGAUUCUGAGAUUGUUCCAUAUCCUGGAUUCUUUCCAGGAGAAAGCUGGGGGAGGGCCCCUCAGGCCAUGCCACGAAAGGAGGUGGGAGGGUGACCCACAGUUCUAGGCCUCUUUUGCCCUCUAGGGUUGCUGUGAGGAGGAGGGAAGAGGGGGAGCAGAUAUGGGGUGGGUGGGAUGGGAGGGUCAGGUAGAGAAGACUGGUUCAUUUGUGCCACAGCAUGGUCAUUGCAGCCUGUGCUCCCCCAGGCUCGCAGCUACCUGGGGCCCAAGUUGCAGUGAGCAGGAUGGGGUUUGGGAGGUAGGGAGACACAGGAAUGGGGGUCAGAAGUAGGAGCAGCUCUUGGGCUGAGUGCAGCAACGGGGAGCCAGACGUGGGCAGCUCUCCCAGGGAGUGAGCAGCUACUGUAACUUUUUUAAAUUAAGACAAAAAGCCUUGAAGAAAAUGACUUUAUUUUUCUAAGUGUAACCUCAGUAUUUAUGUAAUUUGUACAGGGCCAUGCCCCACCCCCUUAAAGUCCCCUUGGGGACCUUGAGGGUGGGCUAGCAUAGGGGAGGGUGUUUUACCCUGUGUCAGAGCCAGCCUAAACCACCUGUAUCCAUUAAAGGAGCUUUUUCAGGGGGGCAGUUGGGGUAGGGAGUCACUAACCCCUUGCUACUGCCUUCAGUAGGAACAAGCCUGCCUCUGUGGUUAGGUGAAGGGGUAGGGGAAGGUAUUAUGCAUAGCCUAGGUAUAGUGGGGAUGAUCUGCUGACAAGUUCGAGAGCCCCCUUAACCUCUAAUCCCCAUUGCUGUCUUCCCCAGCUGGGAUGCCACCUUUCUGGCCUUUCUCCUGGAAAUAGCUGGGGCUUUUGGGUGGCUUUCAAGACUGGGGCAUGGUAAACCAGGGCCAGAGUUGGGGAGCUUGGGACUCAGGUCUGUAACUGCCCAGCCCCCUUCUCUGCUCUUGUUUCCCUCCACUGCCACCCACUCACGGCCCCUCCCCCAACACCGGAGGAGGUGUCGAUUCCUCCUCACAAAAGAUAGAGCCAGGGCGAGUGAAUCAGGCAAAGUGCUUACCACAACGUGUGCUGUGUGAUUGUGGCCUUGGGAGAACCUGUUUGUCAGGACUGAGGUGGCAUUUCUAUGUGCAGCAACCCUUGGUGUUUCCCUUCCUAAGUGGCUCUGGGGGUGUGUGUGUGCCUGUGUCUGAGUGAAUAUAUGUGUGACUGUGGAGUGUGUGUGGAAAUAUCCGUGGUUUCUACUUCUCCUGGGAUGUCGACCCAGGAAUAGUGGACAUGGUCACAUCCUCUGUACAGAGCUUUCUUUUGUAUUAAAAAAAAUACUCUUUCAAUAAAUGUAUCAUUUUUGUGCACAGA
This is a messenger RNA of Rattus rattus (black rat), 3949 nucleotides long. RefSeq names its product serum response factor (gene Srf). Bases 359 to 1681 code for a protein of 440 amino acids. Gene Ontology annotation, molecular function: protein dimerization activity; serum response element binding; DNA-binding transcription factor activity, RNA polymerase II-specific. NCBI's taxonomy places the organism in Eukaryota, Metazoa, Chordata, Mammalia, Rodentia, Muridae. The record is from RefSeq and is a predicted model, not a curated record. Gene Ontology annotation, biological process: positive regulation of transcription by RNA polymerase II. The transcript has 6 exons.